UUAAUCCUAUCUUUAAUUGAUUCUCUGAGUUUAAUUAAUAAUUAAUUGAAAGUGAGAAAAAAGCUGAAUUGGUAAUCAUGGAUGAAGAGUACGAUGUAAUUGUUCUUGGUACUGGCCUUAAGGAAUGCAUUCUCAGUGGUCUUCUUUCCGUUGAUGGCCUUAAAGUCUUACAUAUGGACAGGAAUGACUAUUAUGGAGGAGCUUCAACUUCUCUCAAUCUCAAUCAGCUUUGGAAGCGCUUUAGGGGUGAUGACAAGCCUCCGGAAAGCUUAGGUCCAAGCAAAGAGUACAAUGUUGACAUGAUACCUAAGUUCAUGAUGGCGAAUGAAGUUUUGGUUCGUAUACUCAUCCACACCGAUGUUACUAAAUAUCUUAAUUUUAAGGCAGUGGAUGGUAGCUUUGUGUACAAUAAGGGCAAGAUUUACAAGGUGCCUGCUACAGAUGUUGAGGCUCUGAAAUCUCCUUUGAUGGGGCUUUUCGAGAAAAGGCGUGCUAGAAAGUUCUUCAUUUAUGUGCAAGAUUAUGAAGAUAAUGAUCCUAAGUCUCACGAAGGGUUGGACUUGACCAAGAUUACUGCAAGAGAUCUUAUUUCAAAAUAUGGCUUAGAGGAUGAUACAAUUGAUUUCAUUGGUCAUGCCUUGGCACUUUAUCUGGAUGAUAGUUACUUGGAUCAACCUGCCAUAGAUUUCGUGAAGAGAAUGAAGUUAUAUGCAGAGUCUUUGGCUCGAUUUCAAGGAGGAUCUCCUUACAUUUAUCCACUGUAUGGACUUGGAGAAUUGCCUCAGGGAUUUGCGCGUUUGAGCGCAGUUUAUGGUGGAACCUACAUGCUCAACAAGCCAGAUUGUUCGGUAGUCUUUGAUGAUAGUGGGAAAGCUAUUGGAGUUUCCUCUGAAGGAGAAACUGCUAAAUGCAAGAAAGUUGUUUGUGAUCCAUCAUAUCUACCUGAUAAGGUCCGUAAGGUUGGAACAGUAACGCGUGCUAUAUGUAUAAUGAGUCACCCAAUUCCAGAAACCAAAGAUUCACACUCAGUGCAGGUGAUCCUACCACAGAAGCAACUUGGUCGAAAAUCAGACAUGUAUGUAUUCUGUUGCUCCUACACUCACAAUGUUGCUGCUAAUGGGAAACACAUUGCAUUUGUUACAACUGAAGCGGAGACUGAUAACCCAGAGGCUGAGCUAAAGCCUGGCAUCGAUCUUCUUGGACCGGUAGAUGAGAUAUUCUUCGAUACAUAUGACAGAUAUGAGCCUACAAACCAGCCGGAAUCUGAUAGCUGCUUCAUAUCUACUAGUUAUGAUGCAACAACACACUUCGAGUCUACUGUGAAGGAUGUGAUCGCGCUGUACAGCAAAAUUACUGGAAAGGAACUUGACCUCACUGUGGACCUCAAUGCUGCAAGUGCUACUCCUGAAGAAUGAGUGUUUUCUCAAGUAAUAUUGGCUAUUUGUGGUGUUUAAAAGCUAGCAUAAAGUACUCAAAGAUGGCUUUGCCUACCAUUUUUUUUCAGUUGUCCUUCCUCCUUUUGCUAGAUAAAGUGUGUUAAUUUUUUUUUUGAUGUAUCUGUAUAAAACUUAAGCUUUGCUAAAUUAAUGUACUGCAACUUUAUUAUGUACUACAUUUUUGUAAGCAUAAAUUAGAUCAUACAAGCGAGUGCAUGAUAUGCAUCCCAUUCACUAAAGAGCAUAUCAUUCAAAAUAAAGUAACACUUAUUUAGAAAUAGAAGAAAUACCACUACCUUAUCUUACGUGUUGUUUCAUGUUCUUUUGAUCAAAAUGUUAAUACA
This is a messenger RNA of Chenopodium quinoa (quinoa), 1780 nucleotides long. RefSeq names its product guanosine nucleotide diphosphate dissociation inhibitor At5g09550-like. The transcript has 13 exons. Gene Ontology annotation, cellular component: cytoplasm. The coding region runs from base 78 to 1415 and encodes 445 amino acids. Gene Ontology annotation, molecular function: Rab GDP-dissociation inhibitor activity. NCBI's taxonomy places the organism in Eukaryota, Viridiplantae, Streptophyta, Magnoliopsida, Caryophyllales, Amaranthaceae. Gene Ontology annotation, biological process: vesicle-mediated transport; small GTPase-mediated signal transduction; protein transport. The record is from RefSeq and is a predicted model, not a curated record.